Megalops cyprinoides (Indo-Pacific tarpon) is the source of this 3606-nucleotide messenger RNA. It is a transcript of the gene extl3, whose product is annotated as exostosin-like glycosyltransferase 3. Gene Ontology annotation, molecular function: glycosyltransferase activity. Bases 721 to 3501 code for a protein of 926 amino acids. Lineage: Eukaryota; Metazoa; Chordata; Actinopteri; Elopiformes; Megalopidae. The transcript has 6 exons. The record is from RefSeq and is a predicted model, not a curated record. Gene Ontology annotation, cellular component: membrane.
UUCUCCAACAAUGCAGCCUUCACUGUGUGUACACGGCAUGUAGCAAGCGUUAUCUUCAGAACCCAGCAAAGGAAUGGAGCAAUAUUUGAGAAGAAGAGAUAAGCGAUUAUCAUACAGAUUUUGUCUCUCCAAGACGAUCCGCUGAGGUCCGUUUUUGCACUCCAAUUGAAAGGAACGUUUUGGAUUUUUUUCUGCAAAGCAACACCGGGCUUGCAACCUUGGAGAAGAAGAUAGGAGACUUCAGUUCACCUGAAUGGUUUGAACCUUGCUCACAAAAACUCAUCUGACCCCUUAAGAUGGACUUCCCAGGUACAGGUGCACUGGACCCAUGAUGGUUUUGUGCAGGUCUGUGCCUGGUCAUAUCCCCUUUCCUACUCAGCACCAUGGGUUCUCCUCCUCCUCUGAUUUCAUUAGGCUUCUCUCAGUCCUUAAAUAAGCCAGGAGUCCAGAUAUUCCAAACGGCAGGGAAGGUGGGGUGGACAGAGUGUGUAGCUCAUGUCAUGCCAGAGGGAGGAAGAUGAAAUGUCCUUUCCUCUGGUCUCCAAAUCACCCACGAUACUAAAGCUUCACAGGGACAACAGGAAGGACUCAAAUUUGAAAGAAGCAAACGGGAAGAACUUUAUGUGGCGGUGGACUUACAUUUCGCAGUAUCAGAUGAACCCGCGUCAUGGCCGCCGAUCCCCCAUGACGCCGGCCUGAUCGCGAACGCUCGACCCGGACAUGACGGCAUACAACAUGCCGCGGAACGGCGGCGGCGCGGGCAACGGCGGCCAGCCCUGGGUGCUGCGCUGGUCCAACCGCAUCCGCCUCACCUGGCUGAGCUUCACGCUCUUCUUCAUCCUGGUCUUCUUCCCGCUCAUCGCGCACUACUACCUCACCACCAUCGACGAGGCGGGCGGGCCCGACAAGCGCAUCUUCGGCCCGCGGCCCGGCGGCGAGCUGUGCGAGGUGAAGCACGUGCAGGACCUGUGCCGCAUCCGCGAGUCGGUGAGCGAGGAGCUGCUGCAGCUGGAGGCCAAGCGGCAGGAGCUGAACGGCGAGAUCGCCCGGCUCAACCUCAAGAUCGAGGCCUGCAAGAAGAGCAUCGACAACGCCAAGCAGGACCUGCUGCAGCUCAAGAACGUCAUCAGCCAGACGGAGCACUCCUACAAGGAGCUCAUGGCCCAGAACCAGCCCAAGCUCUCGCUGCCCGUCCGGCUGCUGCCGGACAAGGACGACGCGGGGCUCCCUCUACCCAAAUCCCCGCGGUCCUGCCGCCUCCAUUCCUGUUUCGACUACUCCCGCUGCCCUCUCACCUCCGGGUUCCCGGUCUACGUGUACGACACUGGCACUUACCCUUGGGGCGAGAAUAUAGACCCGCUGGUCAAGCAGGCCUUCGCCGCCUCUGUUAAAAGCAGCAUUUAUGUGACGGACAACCCGAGCAUUGCCUGUUUGUACAUAGUGCUGGUCGGGGAGCUGCAGGACUCCCCUUCCUCCUCUUCUUCUAUGUCCCCCUCCAGCCUGGAGAAGCAGCUGCACGCCUUGCCGUACUGGAGGACCGAUGGCCACAACCACCUGCUGGUCCACCUGUCCAGGAAGUCCAUGACGCAGAACUUCCUGUACAACGUGAGCACAGGCCGCGCGGCCGUGGCGCAGUCCACCUUCUUCGAGCGGCAGUACCGCGCCGGCUUCGACCUGGUGGUGUCCCCGCUGGUCCACGCGCUGUCCGAGCCCAACUUCCUGGAGGUGCCCCCGCAGGUGCCGGUGAAGAGGAAGUACCUCUUCAGCUUCCAGGGGGAGAAGGUGGAGUCCCUGCGGAGCAGCCUGCAGGAGGGCCCGCCGCAGUCCUUCGAGGAGGAGAUGGAGGGCGACCCGCCGGCGGACUACGACGACCGCAUCAUCGGCACCCUGAAGGCGGUGCAGGACAGCCGCCUGGACCAGGUGCUGGUGGAGUUCACCUGCAAGAACCGGCCGCGGCCCAGCCUGCCCACGGAGUGGGCGCUGUGCGGCGAGCGCGAGGAGCGGCUGGAGGUGCUGAAGGCCUCCACCUUCGCCCUGGUCAUCUCCCCAGGCAACGGGCAGCUGGUGGCGUCGGCGGGCUGCAGCAUGCGGCUGUUCGAGGCGCUGGAGGUGGGCGCCAUCCCCGUGGUGCUGGGCGACCACUCGCGGCUGCCCUACCACCAGAUGAUCCGCUGGAGCGAGGCGGCCCUGCUGGUGCCCAAGCCGCGCAUCACCGAGCUGCACUUCCUGCUACGCAGCGUCUCCGACAACGACCUGCUGGCCAUGCGGCGGCAGGGCCGCUUCCUGUGGGAGACCUACUUCUCCACGGCCGAGAGCGUUUUCAGCACCAUCCUGGCCAGCGUGCGCACCCGCAUCCAGAUCCCCGCCGCGCCCAUCCGCGAGGAGCCGGCGCAGGAGAUCCCCCACAAGGCCGGCAAGGCCGCCGGGACCGACCCCAACAUGGCCGACAACGGCGACCUGGACCUGGGGCCCGUGGAGACGGAGCCGCCCUACGCCUCGCCCCGCUACCUGCGCAACUUCACCUACACGGCCGCCGACACCUACCGCGCCUGGAACCGGCCCCCGGGGCCCUUCCACCUCUUCCCCCACACCCCACUGGACCCCGUCCUGCCCUCCGAGGCCAAGUUCCUGGGCUCGGGGACAGGCUUCCGGCCCAUCGGCGGCGGGACAGGGGGCUCGGGGAAGGAGUUCCAGGCAGCACUAGGCGGGAACGUCCCGAGGGAGCAGUUCACGGUGGUCAUGCUGACGUACGAGCGGGAAGAGGUGCUGAUGAACUCUCUUGAGAGGCUGAACGGGCUGCCGUACCUCAACAAGGUGGUGGUGGUGUGGAACUCCCCGAAACCUCCCUCUGAAGACCUGCUGUGGCCGGACAUUGGGCUCCCCAUUGUGGUGGUUCGGACGGAGAAGAACAGCCUCAACAAUCGCUUCCUGCCCUGGGACGCCGUGGAAACGGAGGCCAUCUUGUCCAUCGACGAUGACGCGCACCUCCGGCACGACGAAAUAAUGUUCGGCUUCCGGGUGUGGCGUGAGGCCAGGGACCGGAUCGUGGGCUUCCCGGGCAGGUACCACGCCUGGGACAUCAACCACCAGUCCUGGCUCUACAACUCCAACUACUCGUGCGAGCUCUCCAUGGUGCUGACGGGCGCCGCCUUCUUUCACAAGUACUACGCCUACCUGUACUCGUACGUCAUGCCCCAGGCCAUCCGCGACAUGGUGGACGAGUACAUCAACUGCGAGGACAUCGCCAUGAACUUCCUGGUGUCCCACAUCACGCGCAAGCCCCCCAUCAAGGUGACGUCGCGGUGGACGUUCCGCUGUCCCGGCUGCCCGCAGGCGCUGUCGCACGACGACUCGCACUUCCACGAGCGCCACAAGUGCAUCAACUUCUUCGUCAAGGUGUACGGGUACAUGCCGCUGCUCUACACGCAGUUCCGCGUGGACUCCGUGCUGUUCAAGACCCGCCUCCCCCACGACAAGACCAAGUGCUUCAAGUUCAUAUAGGGGGAGGGCGCGGGAGGGGAGGGGGGGUCACAGCGGCCCGUACAGAGGAGGACAAACCCCGGGGGUGUGGGGACGGGAAGCUGAGCGUCCGUUUGGGAAGGGGGG